Messenger RNA from Cinara cedri, 2272 nucleotides. The record is from the annotation of a GenBank genome assembly. NCBI's taxonomy places the organism in Eukaryota, Metazoa, Arthropoda, Insecta, Hemiptera, Aphididae.
AUGAAUGACGACUACAUUCCAUCGUCGUCGCGGUUUGCAGUCGAUUCCUACCGGUCCUAUCGUCACGCUAUGUUCGUCUAUGACCCAACAAUUGUGUUUCUUAAAACUAACAAGUUAGCCGUGAAAAAAUUAAAAAUCAUAACGUUCAAAAUUGUGUGUUAGUAUAUCGGAAUAAUACGAAUAGUCGUGUAUCGGCCGAUAUUCUUCGUCUUUUUCAUCUUGGAGUUUCUAUCCGUUUCAAAUGCCAUAAUAAUUUAUAAUACAUAAUUUUUCGCUGUCGAAUGACGAACGAAAUAGUUCACUUAAUGUUGCGCCAAACCAAUCGUGGAGGUUUUUCAACCACAAUGUAUAUACACUUCUUCUUCCAACACGUGUUUUCCCUUGAAAUAUAAGUUGCAGUAAUCUACAUCUUUGGUUAUUUCUCAUUAUGUGACCCAGAUAUUUAUGUUCACGAGAUUUUAUAUUUGUCAGUAAUUCUCAAUCGUAUUCUUUGAAGUUCACUUAAGUUAGAUAUAUACAAUCUUCCCCCGAGAUAUUUAGAAUUCAACGAUACAUUCACAGAAAGCCGCGAUUUUCCUGUUUGAUGUUUCUGUUAACGUUCAAGUUUCAUUUCCGUAUAAUAAGUUAGGAAAUAUAUAAAACAUCUUUGCAGUCUAAUUUUCAUAUCAAAUAAAAUAUCGUGGCAUUUAAAUAUCUUAAAUAUUCUAUUUAUUGAAUAUCCCCAAUCUUCAUUAAGCAGUGUACCUAGAUCGUUGUACUUUUGAACUUUUUCUACUUGCUAACCCCUAAUAAGUAACUAUUAUUUUACAGUUUGUUUCUUUGACAAUUUUUAAAUUCUAAGUGAAGUGAGGAACGUAUUGGUUUUACAAUAAUGUGUCUUAUUAUUAUUAUUUUUUUUUUUAUGUGGACAACUUUUCUAUCAGAAAUUUUUCUCCGAUUUACAAUGAUAGCACUUUUUCUGACUAGAGAGAUACUUUAAGAUGGCAAUUUUUUUUAUUUUCCCUGGAUUUUUACCAAUAAAUAUGAAAAACCGGGAAAAAUGUAGGAAAAACAACAAAAUAGGUACAAUAUUAAACAAAUAUCAUUAGGUAAAAAAAAAUUUUAGUGCAUAUAUAAUUAUUUUAUCAUAAUAUGGCAUAUAUAUUGUUGACAAAGUAACAUUAUCAACCGAACUCCGCUCAGAAUAUUUCUUGCGUUAGCAAUAGGUUAUCGUUGCGUGCAGAUAUACAUUAAAUUCCCGUCUAUAUCCUACCUUCCUAAAUUUCCACCUACAACAGUGGCUGCACCCAUCUUCAUUAUCCUAGGACAGCUUUAUAAUAUUGAAAAUAUCAAAAUAUUGGAUAUCAGAAGAAAUAUCUGGAAAUAUUUACAUACAAUAUCACAUUGAUAAUAAAUCACUGGAAAUAUUUGAAUAUAAAAAUUGAAAUAUCUACUCAUGGUUUUUAUUUCAAAAUUUCAGAUGGAUUAUUGGUAGGAAUUAUCGAAGUAUCGGGAAAAAGAAAAAAAAAUACAUCGGCUUACUGUAAUUCAAAAUAAAUGAAAAAUGUCACAUUGUCCGAAAAUUGGGAUCAAUACCACAAUUCGGAGACUUGAUGUGUACAUUCUGCAUAAUAUUACUCAAAACGUUACUUCAAAAAUAAACAAAACACCAAAAUGAAUAACAUACGAGUUUUUGCUUUAGAGCUCGUCAAGAAAAUUGAUUUUUAUUCUCACAGCAGAUUCGAUUAUUUGCGAUUCGCAGUCCGACUGUAGUUAAACCUCUAGCCUAAACGAUUUUUCUUUUUAAAAACGCUAUUAAACUGUUAACAGUUUUGAACACCUCUUGAACAUAGAUUAUCGAAUAAAACAUCUUAUAUUUAUUUUAUUUUUUUUUUUAUGUUUACAGGCACUGGUCGUGAUGGCCAUCCUCCAAAUUUCCGAGGUCAGCGGUGGCCUGAUUUCACUCAUCCAGAACAAUGCGCUCGGCCGGCCCGAUUACUACAAGACACAGUCGUGGCCGUUCGACCCAGACGUGUCCGCCCGUCGGGCGCCCGAGUUCAUCGCGUUACACGGCAACAAGUCGGAAAAAUUAAUCGAACGCAUCGGGCUGGGUGUGAACGGCCGGCAAUACGAGCACCGGGAACAGCAGCUAGUCAGAGACUUUAUGUUCGACAAACAGCAACAGCAGCAACAGCAACAGAGUUCACAAAACUUUGUGGGUGCAAACGAUUAUAAUUACCAGCAGCUCCAGCAGCAGUCAAAUUUCCUAAGAAUCCCGAUCCCUCAAUCCUAA